Messenger RNA from Hemibagrus wyckioides, 3867 nucleotides. RefSeq names its product plasmanylethanolamine desaturase 1 (gene peds1b). Gene Ontology annotation, molecular function: oxidoreductase activity. The transcript has 6 exons. NCBI's taxonomy places the organism in Eukaryota, Metazoa, Chordata, Actinopteri, Siluriformes, Bagridae. The coding region runs from base 70 to 900 and encodes 276 amino acids. The record is from RefSeq and is a predicted model, not a curated record.
AGUUUGAGGAACUGAUCCGGCAGGGUUGACUUCCUCACCGGGGGAGAGUGAACUGAACCCGGAGCCAACAUGACCAGCAACCGGAGUGAAAACGGGGCUGCGGAGUCAAAAAGUGAGGAAGGCGAGCUCAGCUCUACGUCCCGUGCUUCGGCCAGAUGGGGUCCUCAACACGCAGGCGCUCGUGAGCUCGCAAAUUUAUACUCCCCAGGUAAGAGGUGUCAGGAAUGGAUCAGUGUUAUUCUCUGUUUCACGCUCAUGGCCUUUAAUUUCUUUUACCUCCUCGCCCACUUCCACCUGGGCCAUAUCUGGUACAUCCUUCUGGGAAUUGUGGCAGGAAUCCUUACAGCAGACUUUGCCUCUGGCCUGGUCCACUGGGGCGCUGACACGUGGGGGUCUGUGGAUUUGCCCAUCGUUGGAAAGGCGUUUAUUCGUCCAUUUCGGGAACAUCAUAUUGAUCCCACAGCCAUCACACGGCAUGAUUUCAUAGAGACGAACGGUGAUAACUGCAUGCUGACAAUCAUUCCCCUGGCUAACAUGGCCUACAACUUCCAUACUCUAACUCCAGUGGAGAUUUAUCAUAUCUUCCCCUGGUACUGUUACCUAUAUUCUUUGGCCAUCUUUGUGACACUGACCAAUCAGAUCCAUAAGUGGUCUCAUACAUAUUUUGGGCUGCCACGCUGGGUCACCUUGCUGCAGGACUGCCACAUCAUCCUCCCCCGCAAACACCACAGAGUUCAUCAUGUAUCACCUCAUGAGACCUAUUUCUGCAUCACUACAGGCUGGUUGAACUACCCCCUGGAGAAGCUUGGCUUCUGGAGGAAUCUGGAGGACAUCAUCCAGAGCCUGACAGGAGAGAAGCCCAGAUCAGAUGACUUGAAAUGGGCCCAAAAAACCCAGUAAUGUUCCUCUGGUGCCAGCGUCCCUCUCCUACCUCAUACCUCUGUAUAGAGGUCCAGCCUCCAUCUCCUCCUCAUUCAGCUCCCCAGCAUUGACCCCUCCAUGGGGAUGAUAAGAACUGAAUGAUGCUGAUAAUGCAAAAGCUUCCAGCCCUCAGAGAGAAGAAAGGAGGAGAGAAGUAGAGAGUGUGUUUGCAAGCAAUACUUCUCCGCACUUCUGAUCCAGCAACUGCUCUCGAAUCUGUUUUUAUACUCACCAAUAUUCUCCCUAUUUCCUGCACAAAGAAGCCAUUUUACCUCCGCUAUUGGGGUAUUAAGCAUCCAAAAAUGCCCUGCUGAUGAACUUGAAACCUGAAGCAAAAUGAAAAAUCCACAUUUUUAAAUACUUGAACAGUGAGCUACAGUUCAAACAGAUGCCUUUAAAAAAAACACACACACACACAAAACUGCUCACAGAUUUCUGCAGACUGACAAGAAUGGUUAACUUUGAGGAAUGCUACUUUCUCAACAUUGUAGUCUGCAGUGAGGAAACCUGAGGAAGUCUUUCCUGGCCCAUCUUUUUUUAUUGAUGAUAUGGCUCGUACUAGUGGAGGGCUGGAACCGGUGUCUUCACUUGUUUGCUGACGUCUGAACAGACAAAGCUGUUGAAUAUGCAGUCUUUUCUCAGUCUGCCUUACUUAUGCAGUACAUGCAGCAGAGACGGUUCACUCUGGUGUCUCUUUAUAUCUCACACACACACACACACACUCCACAAUUUACACUUUUCACUCCUCACUUUGCACUCCAAAUAUACUCCACACAAAACGUUUGGCUUGUGAAUCAUACACACUAUUGUUACAGUAUGUUUUUCCACAUUGUUACAUAUCCAUCCAUCCAUAAAGAUGUGCUAUUUCUUUUUUUUUAUUUUAUUUUUUGCACAAGCACAUUCUCUCCUCUUAAUGUUCUGGCUCUGUUCUGGUGCUCUAAAGACACACAAAAAUUAUUUAUUUGUAAAGGUUACUUGUGCAAGAAACUGACUUUUCAGUAGGAGUUUUAAGAGCUAAACAGAUCCUAAACCUAAUGACAAUUUAGAUGCAUAGGAAAGAAUUGAGUAGAAUCAUUUUUCUUGUCUUAACUGAUCACGUAAUCAUAGCUGCUCAGUUGGAUGAUACUGUGUCUUUACACAGUCUUUAUAAGUCCAUUGCUCACGUGCGAGACCGAAGGUCUCCACUGUCCAACACUUUGAAUAGCUGCAUACAGCUAGUUAUAAAGCUAUUUAUAAUGACUCUCUAACUACAGAAUAUGUACAAAUUGAACAGAAGAAUAUUAAUCAUCAUCAUUUUGCAGUUUUUCAAUAACAUCAAUGUAAAGCACCGCUUAACACUAAGUUACUAAAUUAGUCACUCGCCUUAUUCCACAGUUUCUUCUCAAUAUGUAAUGGGAAUGUAAACUAUGUGUAUAUUCUCUGCACAAAAUGAAGUUUUCUAAUAGCUUACUAAUUGCCAUGGACCGUCUACACAGCUUUGCUUGAUUUAGAGAAAAUAGGAUAUAUUGUUUUAUUUUUUUUCUUGGAGAGGUAUGUACAUGAAUUAGCUAGGUCAGAAUUCCUCCACACAACUACAUUUUUAAAAAAUUAUUACUUGAAAUUCUAUAAAUCUAUAAUGAUAUGAUUGAUAUGUCUAGAUGGAAUAGUUUUCUCGUAUAAACAAGGUAUUAUAUAUAUAUAUAUAAAAAAUAACUACAAUCACUGGCUUUUUUUUUUGUCCAAAGGUAUUUAAUUUGAGCCAUUAUUUCUUUUCAGUCUUUGUCAACUGUUGAGUUCGUCCUUCUUUACCAAACAAAAAAAUUGAGUGCAAUCCAAUCUAUGUCCUUUAGAAUGAAAUAUUAAUCGUUGUCUGAUCAAAUGAAAACAAACAAACUUCUAUGUAAUACGGUAAUAAGGUGCUUGCUAUGUGUGAAUUGUUCAAACAUAUGCCAGUAUGCCAAAUUUUUCAAGCUUUAGCCUUUGAAGAAACUGUUUUUUUUUAUGGGACAAUAUAGAGAAGUAUUUAAUUAGUACUGUUAUGGGUAUGUAAAGGGUCAACAUUUUAAAAGGUCAUUAAUUAUAAUGGUGUCAAAUUACAUGGAGCAUAAGAACAAUUGCCAGGAUUUUUAUUUUUUAUUUUUUUUGCAAAAAAAAAUGAUUUGUGAAAUGUGCACAUUUUCAGACUCUUUUUUUUUUUUUUUUACAUUGUUAAUUUGUAGUAUUUUUUCCAAGUAUGGGUUUGUAAAGUAAAGUUUAAGUGUGGUGUUUUUCUUUUUGAUACAGAUCAUUGGGAUGAUUUGAACUUCAUUGGCAUGUUGUAGUGUGGUUAGACUAGUGUUAAUUUAAGCCAUGGAGAACUGAAUGGGGGGCUAAAUGCACAAUGUUUCCCUCACAAAAGUACUUCUAGUCAUGGCAGCACACAGGAAUAAUAUUCAGACAGAUAUUCUGUGUAUCCUGUGAACUGGAGCGUUGCUAUGUGAGUAAUUUAAUCAUCCUGAAAAAAUCCACAUGAAUUUGAUCUCAAUGGCACCUCUAAUUUAUUGUCCAUGCUUACAGGAAUAUUAAAUAUAUCCACUUAUUUUUUGCUUGUGCAGCUUGUUAAUAAGGUUUUAAAGAGCACUUCCGUCAGUUCUGGACUAUUAUAUUACCAGUGGUGAGGUUCCAGUUAUGUUCAAUUCUUUGGGUCAUAAUCUGCCAAUAGGUCAAUAUUUUAAAUAUGUAGAAACAACUAUUUAAAUGAAUUGAUUGGAACACUCCUUCAUUAGUAGUGGUGUUUAGGAAAUGGGACCUUGAGGUACCAUUUUAGGACAGUAAAGUUGUUGCAUUGGAUUUGUAACCUGCAGGAAUUUACUAACUUGGCCAUGAAGCGUCUUAACAUUUGCCUACAUGUCUGAAGUUAUUAUGUUAAUAUAAUUAUUGUGGUGUAAUAAACUGGCUGAUUUUUUUUUUUUUUUCUUUUUUUUUUUU